UGCCGCGCUCUUGCCGCCGAGUGACGUUUUCGUAUGUCUGGGAAACAUCGGGCAAUAUUUCGACUAUCGCACGGAAUUUACAACAAUAAGCAGUCAGGAGCAGAAAAGGCGCUACAGAGAGGAGUUCACCAGGAACUACGAUGAAUACUGCAGGUUGCACUCCCAAGUGCUCGUAAUCGCGAACCGCUUCACGCAUUUGUAUACACUAUUGCAAAGUCAAAAGGCAGCGGGCAACGUGCUCGAAAGCGUGGAAACCACCGAGAAGAUAGUUCGCGAGUACAAGGAAAUUAAGCAGAAUCGGGUGUACAAGCAGAUGAAGGAACGGUUCGACUAUCUGCACAAUAAACUGAGCCAUAUAAAACGUCUGAUCUUGGAGUACGAGACUGAGCUCCGAGAAAGAAUGACUGCGAAUAGCAUUGAUAGUGGUAUACUUAGCUCCACCGGCUCCGUGAAUGGCAUCGGCAGCAACAACACCGGAGGCAUCGACAAUCGGCAUUACUGACAUAAACUGAAAAGACCGCCUCUUAUUCCUCCCCUCCUCCUUGAUACUGUCAACGUUGUUGCCGUAGAAACUGCAUUUCCGCGGCAAGUGCUAAGGCUGAUCUUUCACGGUCCACAUGGUUCCUGUGUUCCAUCGCCGAAAAAAAGUCAAGCGACUCCAAAUGGCUCGAGGUUGCAAGAUCUCGUGUACGAUGUUUAUCGUAAAGCAUCUCGCGACGGUGAAUAUUACGCAUCGCACGCGAAAUACUCUUCCUGCGAAUCUUCCUCACGUCUCCGUUGCACGAGGCGACGAUUUCCACGACGGCGACAACCCCGCCGAUUCUCGUCAUCACGGUAAGGCUCGCGCGCGCCAACUUCGACUAAUACUAUUUUGCAAGUGGUGAAGGCUGAUGACAAUCGAGUACAUUCAAGAAAUAGGCAAACAAGAAGACCCAUACCCAUUCGGAAGUCCAUCGAGACAUGGAAAAUAAGGGCAUUCUGACCAUCUACGAACGUAAAGUAAAAGUGUGCGAUGGCGUAUGGAGAUUUUAAAGCUGGUCCCGUGACGACUGACGAGGAAGACGUUGUAGAAAAUCGAAGAGAGAAGGCGCAACCGGAAAGAAGUAGUUAUACUCUGUAAUAAGUUACUUACCGUGCGCACGUCCAAGUGUGUCGUCCACUUUAAGAGUACGUAAAUAAGAGAAAAGUAACAAAAAAAAAUGAUAUGAUUGUGAGAAGAGGGUCCAAGAGAUAAUAAGGCUUACCGCGUGCCACGUCCGGGUUUCUUUUUGUCCGCCGGAAGGAGGAAAGAAAACUGGCUCGCAAGACACUUAUAACAUAUACAAUUUUAUCCAUGAGCUGGCACGAAUCUCUCGCGCGCGAUUCGUGCGUUGCUCGUCGCAACUUGAGAAAGGGCUUAAAAAAAAAAA
Wasmannia auropunctata (little fire ant) is the source of this 1409-nucleotide messenger RNA. RefSeq names its product RNA polymerase II elongation factor ELL-like. The transcript is spliced from 3 exons. NCBI's taxonomy places the organism in Eukaryota, Metazoa, Arthropoda, Insecta, Hymenoptera, Formicidae. The record is from RefSeq and is a predicted model, not a curated record. Gene Ontology annotation, biological process: snRNA transcription by RNA polymerase II; positive regulation of transcription elongation by RNA polymerase II. The annotation marks the transcript as partial. Gene Ontology annotation, cellular component: transcription elongation factor complex. Gene Ontology annotation, molecular function: cis-regulatory region sequence-specific DNA binding.